Mycena indigotica is the source of this 1581-nucleotide messenger RNA. RefSeq lists its product as uncharacterized. Gene Ontology annotation, cellular component: cytoplasm. Lineage: Eukaryota; Fungi; Basidiomycota; Agaricomycetes; Agaricales; Mycenaceae. Gene Ontology annotation, molecular function: aldehyde dehydrogenase (NAD+) activity. Bases 1 to 1581 code for a protein of 526 amino acids. The transcript is spliced from 15 exons. Gene Ontology annotation, biological process: aldehyde metabolic process. The record is from RefSeq and is a predicted model, not a curated record.
AUGGCAACCACCACACCUUUCGCCUACACGAGCCUCGAAGAGAUCGAGCAGAUUCACGCCGAAUUGAAGGCGGGAUUCAAGACUGGCCAGACCAAGUCCAUUGCUUUCAGGAAGUACCAGCUGUUGCAACUUGCGUAUCUUCUCCAGGACAAUGCGAAAGCCCUCGAGGAGGCGCUGACCAAGGAUUUGGGACGCCCGCCGCUAGAGAGUGUUAUGAUGGAAAUUGGCGCCUCCAUUUCUGAACUCAUGGAAGCGUACAAAAACGUCGACAAGUGGGCAGCACCAGAGAAGCCUUCGCGGACGCUCAACUUCAUGUUCAUGAACCCGGUUACCUACAAGGAGCCGAAAGGCGUCGUCCUCAUCAUCUCCCCCUUCAAUUACCCUCUGUGGCUUAUCAUGUCUCCCCUGGCUGGUGCUAUUGCUGCAGGGAACACAGUCGUAAUCAAACCGGCAGAGGGUUGUCCGGCAAUCGCAGCUCUCUUGACCGAGCAACUCCCCAAGUAUAUUGAUCCCUCGUUUAUCAGGAUCGUCAAUGGCUCUGUAGCGGAAACAACUAAGUUGCUUGAUCUUCCCUGGGGCCAUAUCCUCUACACGGGCAGUGGUCGUGUAGGAAAGAUCGUUGCUGCGGCCGCGGUCAAACACUUGACUCCAGUAACACUCGAGCUCGGUGGAAAGUGCCCUGUCUUCAUAGACCCCGCAUCAGACCUCAAGCUUGCCGCAAAGCGUAUUGUUUGGGGCAAAUUCACCAACGCCGGCCAAACCUGUGUUGCGCCAGACUAUAUCCUCGUCCCCAAAGAGGCCCAGGAGAAAUUCGUGAAAGAGCUGAAGACCGUAUACGCAGAAUUCUACCCAGAAACGGCAGAAUCACCCCCUCGACCAGCCCAGAAUACCUCCAAGAUGAUCAACCAAGCUGCUUGGAAGCGCGUUAACGGUCUCCUGCAGGCCAGCAAGGGCACCAUCGUUUGUGGCGGGGAAGGAGCGGACGAAGACAAGAAAUUCAUUCCUCCCACUAUCCUGCAGGACGUGACUUUCGAGGACUCACUGAUGAGCGAGGAAAUCUUUGGGCCCGUGCUGCCGAUCAUCCCUGUGGAAAACCUCGACACGGGUAUCGCCUACGUAAACGCGAAUGAUCAUCCCCUGGCUCUAUACGUUUUCACCCAGAACGAUGCCCUCAAAAAGAAGAUUUUCAGCAGCACAUUGAGUGGCUCAGCGGUCGCAAAUGAAACUAUUAUUAUUCCGGGUGUGUCUGGGCUUCCAUUUGGCGGUGUUGGUGGAAGUGGAUACGGCGGCUACCACACUGGCAAGUACGGCUUUGAAAUCUUCACCCACUUGCGCGCCAGCAUCGACACACCAAGCUGGAUCGACAAGCUGUUGGGCGUCCGAUACCCGCCUUACACCGACAAGAACCUGGACUUCAUUAAGAAGAAUCUUAGCCAAAAGCUUCCCUCCAGGCCGCGGGCUCCUCCCAGCGGUACCACGGCCUCCAGUGGCGCACGAAAAUGGUUUUUACUUGCGCUUGCUGUGGCUGUUGUUGGUGCGCUGACAAGAAUGAAGAGCCGAGUAGGUGCGAUUCGUGCCUGA